This is a messenger RNA of Papaver somniferum (opium poppy), 2239 nucleotides long. RefSeq names its product pectinesterase-like. Gene Ontology annotation, molecular function: pectinesterase inhibitor activity; pectinesterase activity. Gene Ontology annotation, biological process: cell wall modification. Lineage: Eukaryota; Viridiplantae; Streptophyta; Magnoliopsida; Ranunculales; Papaveraceae. The coding region runs from base 180 to 1904 and encodes 574 amino acids. The transcript has 2 exons. The record is from RefSeq and is a predicted model, not a curated record.
CUCCUAUGAUCCUCUGCAAUAAACAGGGAAUUAGAUUUCUACAAUCAAAUUCUUAACUUCUUUCUGGAAUUGUCUCGCCGCCUUCUCUAAACAAUUUGAAUAACUGGGAAGGUGACGUGAUAAUUUAUAGCUUAGGUCCCUUUUCCCUGGGUCCGGGGAGAUUCUAAUCAACCGACAAAAUGAUGAACAAGGUUGCUGCUGCGAGUGUAUCUCUAAUCCUGGUCGUGGGUGUUGUCAUCGGUUGCGUUAUUGGUUUUGGCCAUCGCUCGACCGGUCAUCAAGAAGAGGUUAAAAAUGAAGUCUCAGCAGGAAUGAAGGCCGUCGAGACACUUUGCGGCCCUACUGAUUAUAAAGAUGCUUGUGUCAGAAGUCUUACUCCAUUGGCUAAUAACGGAACCACCGACCCAAAAGAGCUUAUCAAGGGAGCAAUCCAGGUUAUUGCAGGAGAGGUUCAAAAGGCUGCUGAACAAUCUGUCGCGUUGGCAAAUGAUGCCAAGAACAGCAACAAUGCAACCUUGAAGGCUGCUCUUGAAAGUUGCAAGGGAUAUCUAGACUACGCAAUCAGCGACAUUGAAGAAUCCAUAACAGCGCUUGGUGAGAGUCAAAUAACUAGUAUCAGCGAUCUUACACCCGAGCUUAAGAAUUGGUUGAGUGCUGUGAUUUCACUCAAAGAAUCCUGCCUUGAUAACCUAGACGACAAUUCUGAGCUCAAGGACACAAUGCACAAAGGACUUCUCAACACAACCGAACUUACUGUUAAUGCUCUCGCUAUCGUUGAUGAAAUUGCUGGAAUUCUCAAAACCUUCAAUAUACCAAUUGAUCUCAACAUUACUAGCAGUACUUCAAGGAAGCUUUUAUCUACUGAGACAGAUAAAGAUGGAUAUCCCUACUGGUUCUCUGACGAUAGUCGUAGGGUUUUGGCAGCACAAGGAUUUGGUAACUUGAAACCUAAUGCGGUUGUGGCUAAAGAUGGCAGUGGUCAGUUUAAAACAAUUGCUGAAGCUCUUGCUGCAUAUCCAAAGAACCAGCCUAGAAGUGCAAAAUAUGUAGUCUAUGUUAAGGCUGGUGUCUACGACGAAUAUAUCACCGUCACCAAAGAACAGCAUAAUGUCUUCAUGUAUGGAGAUGGACCAACAAAAACUGUCGUCACAGGAAAAAAGAACGUCGCACUAGACGGUUACAAGACUGACAAGUCUGCUACUUUUGCUGUUGAAGGUAGGCAUUUCGUUGCUAAGUCUAUGGGAUUCGAGAACACCGCUGGUCCUGAAGGUCAUCAAGCCGUGGCUCUACGAGUGAACGCAGACAGAUGUGCAUUCUUCGACUGUAGCAUCACUGCAUACCAAGACACUUUGUACAUACAAAGCCAUCGUCAAUUCUACAGAGAUUGUACCAUCUCAGGAACAGUCGAUUUCAUUUUUGGUGACUCUGCAACAGUUAUCCAAAACUCGAAAAUCAUUGCAAGGAAACCCAUGGACAACCAGUUUAACGCAGUCACUGCUCAUGGAAGGUCUCAAGCACGAGAAACCACCGGUGUUGUUAUCCAGAACUGCGAUAUUAUAGCUGAACCAGAACUCUUACCCGUGAGUUCGAAAAUCCAAUCGUUCUUGGGUAGACCAUGGAAAGAAUACUCAAAGGCAAUUUUCCUUGAAAACAGAAUUGACGGUUUCAUUCAUCCAGAUGGUUACACACCAUGGCAAGGUACUUUUGCACUUGACACUUUGUACUAUGGAGAGUAUGCAAACACUGGUGCAGGAGCAGACACCUCCAAGAGAGUAAACUGGAAAGGUUUCCAUGUCAUUAAAGACAGAGCUGAAGCUCUUUCAUACACAGUUGCACCAUUCCUCACCGCACCACGUUGGUUGAAAGAAACCGGUAUUCCUUACACGGUUGGAUUGAAAGCAUAGAUGAUUAUGAUGAUGACAAUCAUUCAUGCACGGUUAUAUAUGUAACUAGAGAGAGAGAGAAGAUAAAAGGAGUUGCAUGCAGAAGAAAAAUGUAAACUUAUUUAGUAGACAUUUUUCAUCUUUGAAUAUAUGCCAACUCUUUUUGAGAUGAAAAACAAAUACAAAUGGUGGUUAGAAUUGUUGUAGUACAAAAAAUCUCAAGAAAAUCAAUGAACUUGGAUGAGAGAGUUCAAGAAUUCUUCCACUAUUUGUUAUUCAUUUUAUGAUAUGGCAAAAGAUGUAUAUUUAAUUGUAUCUACUAAUUAGUAAUUAGAAUUUGUGUCAUUUAAAUUAAA